Pleuronectes platessa (European plaice) is the source of this 967-nucleotide messenger RNA. RefSeq names its product histone H2B-like. Gene Ontology annotation, cellular component: nucleosome. The record is from RefSeq and is a predicted model, not a curated record. Gene Ontology annotation, molecular function: protein heterodimerization activity; DNA binding; structural constituent of chromatin. The transcript has a single exon. Bases 16 to 390 code for a protein of 124 amino acids. NCBI's taxonomy places the organism in Eukaryota, Metazoa, Chordata, Actinopteri, Pleuronectiformes, Pleuronectidae.
AAUGACAACGUGACAAUGCCUGAAGUAGGGAAGCCAGCGCCCAAGAAGGGCUCCAAGAAAGCGGUGGCGAAGGCCCCCAGUAAGGGCGGAAAGAAGAGGAGAAAGUCCAGGAAGGAGAGCUACGCCAUCUACGUGUACAAGGUGCUGAAGCAGGUCCACCCCGACACUGGGAUCUCCUCCAAGGCCAUGGGCAUCAUGAACUCCUUCGUGAGCGACAUCUUCGAGCGCAUCGCCGGUGAGGCCUCUCGUCUGGCUCAUUACAACAAGCGCUCCACCAUCACCUCCAGGGAGAUUCAGACCGCCGUCCGCCUGCUGCUGCCCGGGGAGCUGGCUAAACACGCCGUGUCUGAGGGCACCAAGGCCGUGACCAAGUACACCAGCUCCAAGUAAACAACUUUGCGGAGAAAUCAAACGAACGGCUUUUUUGAGAGCCACACACUUUCUCUAUGGAGACAAACUGUCCUGACUCUAACGAGAUAUCCAUCAAUAUGUAAACAGCCACUCUUAACUAUUAGUGUAACCUUGUUGAAUUAAAUUGAAGAGGAAAUUCCUGUUGAAUAAAUCCUGCAUAACCUCUACAAUUGAAAAUAAUUGCUUUUAAAUCCAAUAGCAGUUUUCUACUGCAGGACGUGUUGUCCUCUCUCAAAUCAGUGAUCUGCCACAUCCUCUCCAGCUGCUAUGAUAUCAGUUUAAAAAAAGGUUUUUGAUAAUUAAACCAUGGAGCUAAUCUCCUGAGGUUAACAUUUGUGUUGUUGCUGACACAUGACUGUGACUUCAAGGUCAGAGGAAUCCUUUUUUUAAAGCAGUAUUAUCAAUUAUCAGUAUUAUCAAUCUUGACAAAUAUACUGUGUGUGCUUACUACUCUGUGAAUAUUGGGCAACCUUGAGUGUAAAACAGUGGUCAAACCAAUAUAAUUUUUCCCUUAGCCCUCCUGUUUUCCUCAAAUAGUAUUAAUUAUAAUUUUAAA